AUGAUUUCUGGUUCAGUUAAGACUGUCAAUGAACUGUUUACAGAAAAUACUACGGACGAGUUGCAGCGUAUCGUUCGCCAAAAACGGACUGAAGUAGAGCGGAAGAAAGAUGAGCUUCGUCAGCUUGUAGGUGAAAGACAUAGAGACAUCGUUGAUGCAUCUGAUCGAAUAUUGCUAAUGAGAAACUUAACUUUUGAGGUUUCUGGUCUGUUAGAGCAACUAAGGUCAAGUUUAUCAAUUUGGAAUCAAGAUGUGGUGAAGAAAGAUCCUUCGACUGAAACAAAAUCCCAUGAAUUAUCAAUUGCUGCCCAGCUUAAGUUAAUGCUUGAUAUCCCUGAGUUGAUUUGGAAUUAUAUGGACGUAGGACAGCAUGUUUCAUCUGCAAGAAUGUCUUGCCUUGGCAGACACCUGAAUGCUAGGUUAAAUCUAAGUCGUGAAACUCAGCUUUCACACAUAAAUGCAAAGGUGCUUGUCAGCCGAGCGUGGGAUUCCUUGGUGCAUAUGGAAGCAGCUGUAAUUCUAGCGUGUCGCAGGCGACUAUGCGCCCCUCCGUCAACCAGAGAAGAAAUACUUGACUCUCUGGCUGCCUUAGUGGUACUGGAAGAUCUCGAUUUGCCGCAAGUUCUUGAAGAGUAUUUCAAAGCUAGGACGGUCGCAUUAUAUUGUAUUCUGGGUAGAGACCACACAUCACAUCAAGAAGUCACCAAGUUGAAACCUAAUUUUAUACUACCAGUUCGCAAACAACUGUCGUUGAUUAUUCGAUUUAUUUCUUCAACUCUGGAAUACCUAGAGUUUCUUUUUAUGCCAAAUAGCAGUGGUGAAUCUCCUAUUUAUGGUGAAGCUCUACAUACCCAGCUUAUCUCACUCACUGAUCGGAAGUUUCAAGACUCAUCCACCUUCUCCAAAGACCGUCUUUAUACACAUUUGCCUAAUGAUGUGCUCAGUUUUAAGUUGAAGAUGUGUAAAUUUUCCAGCAAUUUAUCUCAUUCCAUACAAGAAGAAGGACACAGCAUAUUGGUAGAUUUAUUACAUAAAAGUUGGAAAACUUGGCGUAAUGAUGCGAUUGAAGCUUGCCAGGGAGUACUUUCGGAGUCCUUAUCUCAUGUUUCUUGUUUCGAAACAUUGGUUGAUUUACGCACAGUCACAUUGGCACUUGUACAAAGACUACAAACGCCCAGUUCAUUAGUUACCAAAACAACUGAUUAUUUUACAGCUACACCUGACUUUAGACAAUUCACGUUUGAUAUUUGGGCAGAAUUGCUUAGUGACUUGUUUUUGCAGAGAUUAAAGGUACUGUUUACCGAAACUUUAGAAGACAGUUUCAAUGAUUGGAUUACACAAUUUGAUGAACUAUUAACGCUAAAUUCAAGAUUGACAGUUCAAAAUGAAGAUUUGGUACCGAAAACACAAUUGAUUAAUAGAUCCUCUUUAAAGAAUCCCGUAGAAGAGGGCCAGAUUGAUUGGGCCGAUUUUGUGUGGUCAGAUGGUAUGCGGGAUAUAAAUGUGAACAGUUCAUCCAUCAUGAAAGAUUCAGUUCUUUGUGAAGCUUCCAGCGGUAAAGAAAGCUUAACAGAAUCAAUUAUUUCUUCGAAAAAUGCUAUUCUAUCUCAUUUAGUUCAGUCAAACAAUGUAGGUUUAGCUGUGUUUUGUUGUCUUGCUUAUACGCCGAUUCCUAACUCGUUUUCAUUGAUGGCAAGUGAAAAGGAGCAGGAUUUAACAUCAUCAUCUCAAUUAUUAGUAUUCCUGCAACGAUUGGUCAGUGAGAAUAUAUCCUCAGCAUCAAACUGUACACAUAUAUCCAGUUUUGGCAAUACAGACUUGGAAAAAAAACUCCACAUUUUAUUGCCUGAUUUACAGUCGUUAUGCGAGAAACUAAACAUGGAUAUUUCGAAUCGUAUUAUUAAAUUGACUUCAAAUGUUGGUCGAGAUUCCUUUGACAUUUGGUCACUUGUUCUGUCAGCACUAGAGAAGUCACUAAAACGGUUAGCAAACUGGAUAACAAACAAAGCCUAUGGAAAGGAAAUAAUAAAUAAUGGUGACUGCCCAGAUGUAUCCCUACUCCUUAAAGUUAACCCAUGCUGCGGCUUACUUCUUUCUCGUGCUUGGUAUGCUUUAGUAGACUGUUGCCCGUCCAUUAUUGCCGCAUCCAUUGCUGCUAUCGGACAAAUUGAAUCAGGUCGUACCAUGAAUGCUGGUUUAGGGAACUCCACCAAUUCGACUAAGUCUACAGAGAAUAUUUCAACCAUAGAAGGUUUAGUGUGGACAAACAUUUCAUUGUUGCGUCGUGGGUGGGAAUCAUUGAGUCAACCCUUAUUUGAAUUGGUCAACCGAAUCACACUUGAUUCCCUGUUGAAUGCCACAGUGAAAAAUUCAGUUUUUGAAGAAUUUAGUGACAAUCUGCGUUUAAUGACUUCAAUUAGAUUCAAAAAGACCGAUAAUGAAUUUACAAAUUGCACGAAACCAAACCUCUCUUUUAAUGAAGACACAGUUGAAGGUCUUUUGCUGAAAUAUACCACUGUGGAUGUAAUGUUAAGGGGUAUAGUGCCUUUUGAGGAAGUUCAGUUGGAAUUGGAUUCUUCACAAGCAACGGAAGACAUGGAUACUAGUUUAGCAGCUGUCAUACACGUACCUUCACAACUUUCACUACCAAUGCAUCAAAUGCUUCUCAACAUUGUUUAUGUAAUGGAAAAACUUCUUGUGCAUAGACCACUUCAACCACCGUAUAAUCACAUAUUUCUGUCCAAAGUAUGUACCUGCUUUCUCGAUGUUUAUUCCACUGUUGUUGAUGAAUUAUUCUCACAACGUGAUAUUUCUGAUCAACAUUCAGAUGACUCAUCUUUGUGGUUAUCUGAUUCGUUACAAAAAUUGAUACAAACUCGAGCUUUACAAAUUAUCUUCGAUUUGAAAUUUCUUCAACGUUUACUCGUUUCAUCUGUUUUUGUUAGUGAAGCCAAUCUUUUUCAGAAAAGCCAAACAGACGCUUCAUCAAAAAAUGUUCAAACUAGUGUGCAAGGAUUAAUAUCUCGUUUGGAGACACUUGUUGAUCCUUUUGAUUGGAAUGUUUGUGCUUCUCGUCUAAGUCGUAAUGUCACAAAUGCAAUCACAUCUACCUAUCAUUUGUAUGCUCCUAUUAUUGGGUCAAGUUCAUUCUCACAGAUCGAAACUUUAAGAGGUGUUAAGUCAUCUUCAAAAGAGGAGGACUGGAAACAUUUAUUCGAAACAAAUUUAGUUAUCGUUCAUUUUCUACGCACCGUGCCUUAUCUGUGA
Molecule: messenger RNA, 3267 nt
Organism: Heterobilharzia americana
Lineage: Eukaryota; Metazoa; Platyhelminthes; Trematoda; Strigeidida; Schistosomatidae
Source: the annotation of a GenBank genome assembly